UUUACGUACAUUGAUGCUUGCAACCUCCUCAUCACUAUGCACUUGCGGUUUUUAAUUUGCUCGGGUUGUGGCAGAUCUCGAUUUUGAGGAAUAAGGCACCGAGCGAGUCCAUAUCAAGCCAUAUACAAAUUGUACCGCUGCCACAAAACCAUCGACAUCGGAGUAUUCUCAUUCUCAGAUAUCUUUCGUGCCAACAUCGACUCUUUCGAAGAAAACCAGACUCCAAACACCAAAGCCAAAAUGAAGUUCUCUAGCAUCGCAUUCCUUCUUGCCUCAGCAGCUCUUGCUGUUGCUGCUCCUAUUGAGGGUAAGGCAGGAAGCAUCUUGCAUUGGUGCACAAACUGAUUUCUCACAGAGAAGCGUGCUGGUACUUACGACAUCAUGGCCGAGAACCCAACUCAAGUCACAUCUGAUGACGGAGUCGAUCUUCUCGCACCUCGUAUCGGAUAUAAGAAGGACAAGCGUGCCGGAACUUACGAUAUCAUGGCUGAGAACCCUACCCAAGUGACAUCCGACGAUGGUGUUGACCUUCUUGCCCCUCGUAUUGGGUACAAGAAGCGUGCUGGAGAAGCAUACGACAUUAUGGCUGAGAACCCUACUCAAGUUACAUCUGAUGAUGGUGUUGACCUUCUUGCACCCCGAAUUGGAUACAAGGACUAAGCCAUGACAGUCAAACCCUUUGUAUGAGAACUCCACCCGAUGUUCAGAAUAACGAUUGAUGCUAAAUUUACCCAGGCUACCAAGCCUGAAAAGACAAUGGCUACUCGCGACCAAUUCAGGGAAGGCAGACGGAUACGACGAGCGAGGGGCCUUGGCUUUUUUUCUUUGUUCUUGGGUUAUACUUUCAUUUUGUUGAAUUGAGUUGAUGGCGGCUGAGGGGUGCUUGCGCUUUCUGCGAUCAUGUCAAUUUUGAAACACUGCUUCCAUGUCAUAUCUCCGUUGGAAUCCAAAUGCAGAGAUAGUGAUGAGUUUGUGACUCUGUGCAGUCGGUGUGAGAAAGGGAGUGGUCGUUGAAUUAGGCGCUUUCCCUCGCUUAACCCUAAU
Messenger RNA from Mollisia scopiformis, 1044 nucleotides. RefSeq lists its product as uncharacterized. The coding region runs from base 382 to 660 and encodes 92 amino acids. The transcript is spliced from 2 exons. The record is from RefSeq and is a predicted model, not a curated record. Lineage: Eukaryota; Fungi; Ascomycota; Leotiomycetes; Helotiales; Mollisiaceae.